CUUCAUACAUCCCUUGGAAUAAACAAGGAAGUACUCGUUAUUGUACAAUCUGUCAACUCCUGGCUCAAUGCUGUCAGUUUAAUUAAAAAUAAUAAUAAUAAUACAUAUUUUGCAUUUAAACAGCAAUGACCCAAGAUACUGCUGUGUGCAAAUUGAUUUAGAAAAUUAUCGACAUACCGCCACCGUUGGGGGAGGAACAUAUGGCUUGGUUAUCAUCAACUUUGGUGCUGUGCUGCUUAACAGUAACGUUAGGCCUACAUGUAAUUCAAAUUGAUGCAACAGCGAAAAUGAGAGGGAUGAAGUCAACUCAUAAUUUAGACUACGACGAGCGUGAAUUCUCACCGUCUACAUUUGCGCAUAGCACCAUCAACUUCAGAUCCAAAAUAACUCCUCAACAAGUCACGGUAUUGGAGCCAGGUAACACAGCUCCAGCUUUCAAAGUGGUAACCCUUGAUGGAGAAUUCGUUUACCCGCCACUUGCAGGGUUGAAAGGGCCAUUGAUAAUUCAUGCUUUUACCAACAAGUCUGCCUUUUUGGAGUGCCUGUGGAACUCCGAGUCGUCAUUAACCGACUUGGUCCAGAACCUACCCGAUAGCACCCAAGUCCUCUUCGUGUCUCUUGAUGACAGCUCUGUCAACGAUGCCUUAUGGAUGAGAGAUCAAGUCCUUCGUGUAGCAUCGCAUAGAAAGAAAGAGGUUUUGUCCAGAUUGCACUUCUCCCCUGUUCCUGUAUUUUGUUUGGGGAACUGGAUUCCCAGUGUGCUGUACUCUUGGGGUUGUUCCGGACACAACUGUGGCCUCUCUCAGGCAGUUUUUACAUCUACAGGGUGGAAUAUGCCGGUGAUUGUCAAGAGACUUGAUGCGCGAUACGAUUGGCUGAUGGGCUCCUGGAGCCAGAUGAAACACCAGUUGAUUGAUGCAGGCAAUGGAUGUGAGCCCGCCCCCUCCGCUGCAGGUGCUGUUGCCUGGGUUUCCGAGGGCAACUGCUCCUUUUUCACCAAGGUGAAGAACAUGGCCAAGUCCAAUGCCACGGGUGUCCUUGUCCAUGCAGGUCCUGGAAACCCGAUCCAGGAUAUGAACUGUGUGGGAGAUGAAUGUUCUACGCCACUAGGCAUACCUGCUGCCAUGGUGCAUUGCGAGCCCUCGGUAGCCCAGGCCCUUAGAUAUGGGCACAUGGUGAACGUGUCCUUUCAGAGUACCCCCUCUCCAAACUUCUUCAUUGGCAUUGACCAGCAGGGGGCACUGUCUGAGAUGGGCUGGUUCCUCUACCCCUCCUUUAAGUUUAUCAACUGGCAAGCCCAGUGGUUUGAUUUCUAUGAAGGGCUUCAGACUAGACUCCGUGACCCAGCCUGGGUGGUCCCUGUGUUUGAGAAGGUCCAGAUGCAAGGACAGAGUGGAGCAGUAGCCACUGUGAACCUGCCUUCUGACAUGUUGGAUUUUGACAUACUGGAGCUGGACGCGUCUCUGUCCUGUCCCAGCGAGAGGGAUGACUCCUGCGCCCACUGGGACCACACUGUGCAGCUGUUUGUGUGCUGUGACCAUUUCAGUCCCCACUGCAACAUGGAGAUGGGGCGCUGGAUAACAGCCUUCCGCAGAGGCAUUGGGCGCUGGCUCACUGAUGUUUCUCCUCUGGUGCCUCUGUUGGACAAUGGGAGAUGUACCUUCACCAUGAAGACUGUGCCUUGGGCCAUGCCCUGGGUGGUGUCUCUGAGUCUGAGAUUCAGCCACACAAAUCACUCAACCAAUCACUCAGACAAGCUUUACCCCUUUAAGCUGAUGUCAUUGUACAGUGGAGGCACCUUUGACAAGGAAUACAACAAGAGAUACCAACCAAUCAAAUUCACUGUCCCAGACUCAACAAAAAAGGUGGAGUUGUAUGCCGUAAUCACAGGCCACGGGAGCGACGAGAACGGCUGCUGCGAGUUCUGUGUGACAUCACACCACUUCCUCGUCAACGGAGCAUUCAAUAACACCCGUAUUUUUGACUCGGCAGGUUCAGCCCUGGGGUGUGCCAUGCGGGUGGGAGAGGGGGCGGUGCCCAACGAGCAUGGCACUUGGCUGUACGGCCGUGGAGGCUGGUGUGAUGGGCUACAGGUCAACCCCUGGAGGUUUGACAUCACCACACAGCUGGACAUGAGUGGGAUUGAAGCCAAUACUCUGCUCUACUUUGGCCUUUACAGUGGACAGGACCCCAAUCCGUCUCACGACCCUGGCUACAUUGUCAUGUUCUCUUAUCUGGUGUUCUACAAGUAGUCUCCCUGACAACCAGGUUGUCUUGAAUGUGAAUUGUAAUGACUGUGAUUAAUGCGACUGAGAACCAAUCAUGAUAAAAAUAUUUAUUUUUAUCCAGUAAUAUUGUAGCCUAUUCUAUGUUUGGGUGUGUCACCAACUUGCACUGUUUUCCCACUCAAGAGUUUUCACUCAAGUUCGAUACAAAGAAGACGUCAUCUUGAAUAGCUCAUUUUGCUCUUCAGAAAAGUUGAAGGAGUUAUUGCUAUCUUGCUACUUAACCUGGUCAAGUAUGUGUAAUUACACAAACUUCGCUUUUAGUGUCAAACUUAAACUUUCAGGUGACGACAAGACACUUUUCCUGACGCAAGAUCAACCACUCUCUGAUCCUUCAAUUAUUCAAGUAUCUCUUUUUGAACGGUUUACCUGCGAAAGGUUAGAGGAGUGGGGGUUGGUUACAUUUGCCACCACAGACACAACUGCAUUAAACGGUGUAAUAUUUCUUAAAAUGUGAAAAUAUAUCUGGAUGUUCAAAU
This is a messenger RNA of Oncorhynchus keta (chum salmon), 2764 nucleotides long. RefSeq lists its product as uncharacterized. The record is from RefSeq and is a predicted model, not a curated record. NCBI's taxonomy places the organism in Eukaryota, Metazoa, Chordata, Actinopteri, Salmoniformes, Salmonidae. The transcript has 12 exons. Gene Ontology annotation, molecular function: oxidoreductase activity, acting on paired donors, with incorporation or reduction of molecular oxygen, reduced ascorbate as one donor, and incorporation of one atom of oxygen. Bases 201 to 2252 code for a protein of 683 amino acids.